This is a messenger RNA of Entrophospora sp. SA101, 324 nucleotides long. The record is from the annotation of a GenBank genome assembly. Lineage: Eukaryota; Fungi; Glomeromycota; Glomeromycetes; Entrophosporales; Entrophosporaceae.
AUGGUAAAACUACCGCACAAGCCUACUAAUUUAAGAGAAUAUAAGUGUGAUUUGGUUAUUAAUAGUCAGCAUUUCACCAAACUAGAAAUCAGUCCUUAUUAUGAGAAACAUAAUCAAGAAUACUUAGACGCCUUGAAAAGAAAAAGUGCCAAGUUAUCAGCCAAAGAGUUAGCUAAAAAGUUAAUCACCGACGACCUAAUCAGAAAAGUGUUAGUUCCUCAGUUAGAUGCCUAUAAACUAAUCUGGUGUUGUGAUGAGAAUAAUCUUCACAUUCUAGGAGUUAUGGAUUGUUUUCGGGUGGAAAAAUUUGACAAAGACGAUUAA